AUGACGACAACUUCAGACACAGACGAUGGUCUGGUUACAGAUGAGCAGUACUUGUUGUAUGAAGGGCUACUGAGUUCAACACGAGCGCUGAUUGCCGCCCUUGGUUGUAUGGGGAACGUUAUCAACAUCUACAUAUUUAUGAAGCUGGGAUUUAACGAAGGCAUGAACUUGUCUUUAACUUUACUCUCGUGUUUUGACCUCUUGUAUUUAGUAACGGUCAUCUCCAGGUCGGUGUCCUUCGUGUUUUUUGCUUACGAGCGGACACAUCGUUGGACUAUGUGGUUUCCUGUCCAGCCCUAUGCUGUGGUGAUUUUCUGUGGGAAUGCUGGAAGAAUCCCACACGCCUUCUCCAACCUGAUGACGACCUUCGUGGCAUUGGCCAGGUGCGCCAGUGUGGCCAAACCGCUACAGUUUAAACAAACAUUCAGCCAACAACUCACUGUAAUAUGGGCGAUAAUUUUUGUAGUAUUUGCAGUAGUGAGUUUCAUCCCUGUGCAGGUUUUUAUGGGAAUCAUCCCACAAUUCGACAAGGACGUGAACUUGACAAGACCAGCGCUGUGGAUUUCACCACAAAGAAAACAGGUCAGAGAUGCAAUGGGUGUGAUACGUGACGCUUUCAUUCCGCUUUCCACCCAACUCUUAAUCUUAGUCUGCCUAAUUUUAAUGACAAGACGCCUAAAGGCAUCUAUAAAGUUCAGAUCUUUUCAUUCAUAUAAUGAUAUCACCACCGUUACAAAAUCUAAAGGAAGCUCGCCUACAAAACCUGGUAAAGAACUACAGGUGAUUCAACAGGUGGCGCUGAUCUGUAUGGUGUACAUCACCUGCAACACGCCCACCAUCCUCAUCAACUUCACUGGUCUGUUUGUGCCCGAGUUCUCUAUAGACAAUACGUUCCGCAACAUGUAUCUGCUAAUGACGGGGAUCAAGUACUUUUUUCAAACCAUCAACGCCAGCAUCAACAUACUUGUGUACCACCGCUACAACAGCAGAUACAGGCGUAGAUUUCCUGUUUGUAGACACCGUGACUGA
Messenger RNA from Physella acuta, 1029 nucleotides. RefSeq lists its product as uncharacterized. Gene Ontology annotation, molecular function: G protein-coupled peptide receptor activity. Gene Ontology annotation, biological process: neuropeptide signaling pathway. The record is from RefSeq and is a predicted model, not a curated record. NCBI's taxonomy places the organism in Eukaryota, Metazoa, Mollusca, Gastropoda, Physidae. Gene Ontology annotation, cellular component: plasma membrane.